AAGGGUGAAAGGAAAAACAAGAAGAGCAUGAAGAAGAAAGCUUUUACCGCCGCUUGGAGCAAUGAUGAUGAGACUAGCUCAACGGAAAGUGAAAGCUCCUUGGAAAAUGGUGUUGCAAAUCUUUGCUUCAUGGCUCAAGAGGAUAGCUACAAUGAUGAGGAGGUAAACUCUAGCUUCUCUAGUUCAAUUAAUGAAAGUUCAUUUGAGUAUUCUUAUGAUGAUUUAUGCAAAGUUCUUGAUUGCUCUAUAAAUGACAUUAAGAAACUAGGAAAUGAGAAUAUUGCUCUUACUAAAACCAUUUCAUUGCCUAGGAAUGAAAUUGAAUCUCUCUCAAAACGAAAUGAGGUUUUAGUUAAAGAGAAUGCCUCUUUAAAUGAUGAGCUUGGUUCUUUAAAAAAUGAGGAGUCUAAUAAUGCUUUGAAAAAGGAAAAUGAGGAUUUAAAGAAAGGAAAUGAAGAUUUAAAGAAGGAAAAUGAGGUUUUAAAGAGAAAAGCUUGUGAUAUUGAGAAUGUGAUUUCCAAAUUUACCUUGAGUAAAGUUGAUGGCAAAGUCAUAAGAAGAGUAAAGUUGAUCUUGAUAAAGACUUAUGCCUCAACAAGAAUGUUGGAGUGAAAGUGGAAAGAGAAUUUGUUUUUGAAUGCUCCACUCAUGUGCUCAAAUUGGUAUCAUUUAUCCUAUUACAUUUAUUCAUUAAGUAUAAUCAUUAGCAUGACUAUUAAUUAUUGAUUUAUGUGUGCUUACUCUUUGAUACAUAUGCUUGUUGAAUAUAAUAUCAUUUGAUGU
Molecule: messenger RNA, 783 nt
Organism: Rubroshorea leprosula
Lineage: Eukaryota; Viridiplantae; Streptophyta; Magnoliopsida; Malvales; Dipterocarpaceae
Source: the annotation of a GenBank genome assembly